Molecule: messenger RNA, 1167 nt
Organism: Punica granatum (pomegranate)
Lineage: Eukaryota; Viridiplantae; Streptophyta; Magnoliopsida; Myrtales; Lythraceae
Source: RefSeq, a predicted model, not a curated record
GCAAAAAUAUCGAGAGAGAGAGAGAGAGAGAGAGAGAGAGAGAGAGAGAGAGAGAGAGGGAGAGAGUGGGGGAAAGAGGCUCUGAAGAAGAUGGGGAGGAGUCCAUGUUGCUCCAAGGAAGGGCUGAACAGAGGAGCCUGGACUGCCAUGGAAGACAAAAUCCUCACUGCUUACAUCAGAGCCCAUGGAGAGGGCAAAUGGAGAAACCUCCCCAAGAGAGCCGGAUUAAAGAGAUGUGGGAAGAGCUGUAGACUAAGAUGGCUGAAUUACCUGAGACCGGACAUAAAACGCGGGAACAUAUCUCGGGACGAAGAGGAACUCAUCAUCAGGCUCCAUAAUCUCCUUGGUAACAGAUGGUCUCUAAUAGCUGGAAGACUACCGGGGCGAACAGACAAUGAAAUAAAAAACUACUGGAACACGACACUCGGGAAGAAAGCCAAGCCAUCAGCUCACUCGCCAACUUCUCCUUCAUCGCCCAAAGGCAAGGCAAGAUCUCUGGUCUCCCCCUACCACCCUACUGAGCCGCCAGCCUCAACUCCAGCAGCUAAGGCCACACGGCCUCAAGCCGUACGAGCCCAAGCCACCCGGUGCACCAUGGCAGCUGAUCUUGUCACCUCAAACACCAACCCUCCAUUUGAUGUGCGUCAUCGGGUUGACCCGAAUUCACAAAAUGAGCGCUGCAUCGACCAAUAUGCCCAAGAUUUGGAAAUUCCGAGAAUCCACCAUAUAACUGAUCGCCAGGAUGUCCAAGAAAACUGCUCCACUGAUUUCGACUUCUCCAACUUUGGGUGCGGUGAUGACCGAGUCCAAGCAAGCAAUGAUGAUGGAGGUGAAAAGGGGAAUUACUUUGGGAAUUACUAUAACAGUCACAUGUCAAUGGAACUGGCGAUAUUGGAAGAUUGGGCAGGCAAAAGUGGGGAUGUGGAUGAUACAGGUGUUAGUGUCGAAGUAGUUAAGGACACGUUCGACAUCGAGUCCUUGACAUUUUUGUUCGAUUCCGAGCAAUGGACUUGCCCGUGAAUAUACAAGAUUCGCCCGACAAAUUCGGGCGACGGCUAUAAUGUAAAGUUACGUGAAAUUUUCAAUACUUGGUGUAACAUAAGUCAUACCAAAUAAUUAAGAAUUUGGAGAUGAUUAGUUAACUGGGCGUGCAUGCCCAUUAGUACG